Molecule: messenger RNA, 2082 nt
Organism: Choloepus didactylus (southern two-toed sloth)
Lineage: Eukaryota; Metazoa; Chordata; Mammalia; Pilosa; Megalonychidae
Gene: SUGP1
Product: SURP and G-patch domain containing 1
Exons: 14
Coding region: 24-1919 (631 amino acids)
Biological process (GO): RNA processing
Cellular component (GO): nucleoplasm
Molecular function (GO): RNA binding
Source: RefSeq, a predicted model, not a curated record
UGUGGGAUUGAGCGAGUCUCAAGAUGGACAACCGGGAUGUUGCAGGAAAGGCAAACCGGUGGUUUGGGGUAGCGCCCCCCAAGUCUGGAAAAAUGAACAUGAACAUCCUCCACCAGGAAGAACUCAUUGCUCAGAAGAAACGGGAAAUCGAAGCCAAAAUGGAGCAGAAGGCCAGGCUGAACCAGGUGGCCAGCUCGCGGCCCCCGCUUCCCGGCGAAAUCGCAAACGCGUUCAACGCAUCCUCCGCUUCCAACAAGUUUGCCAACGACGGCAGCUUCUUGCAGCAGUUUCUGAAGUUGCAGAAGGCGCAGACCACCACGGACACCCCCCCCAGCUCGGCCAGCACCCCCCGCAGCGUGCCCACCCCCAGCGCCGGGAGGCGGCCCCUCCUGCUCAACAAGCGGCCCUCCCUGGGGCUGAGCAGCCCACCCGGCCCGGCCAAGAACUACUCCCACGCCAAGCAGCAACCCGUGGCGACCCGCCUCAGCGUCUUCCAGUCCCCAGAUGAGGACGAGGAGGAGGACGACGAGCAGUGGCUGGAGAUCAAAGUUUCACCCCCAGAGGGAGCCGAGACUCGGAAAGUCAUAGAGAAAUUGGCCCGGUUUGUGGCAGAAGGAGGCCCCGAGUUAGAGAAAGUAGCCAUGGAAGAUCACAAGGAUAACCCUGCCUUCUCGUUUUUGCACGAUAAGAACAGCAGGGAAUUCCUCUACUACAGAAAGAAGGUGGCCGAGAUCAGGAAGGAGGCGCAGAAGCCACAGGCCGCCCCCCAGAAAGUUUCACCCCCAGAGGACGAAGAGGCCAAGAACCUCGCAGAAAAGUUGGCCAGGUUCAUAGCGGACGGGGGGCCCGAGGUGGAGACCAUCGCCCUCCAGAACAACCGGGAGAACCAGGCCUUCAGCUUUCUAUACGAACCUAACAGCAAAGCGUACAAGUACUACCGCCAGAAGCUGGAGGAGUUCCGGAAAGCCAAGGCGAGCCCCAUGGGUGCUGCUACGGCGUCCGGCCCUCCUCCCGAGGCCUCGUCGGAGCCCAUGCCCCCCACCACCGCCUGCCCCGCACCCCCCACGUCCUCCACCGCCCCCACUGCCACCCCAGCCCCCGCUGCCACCACCACCACGAAAAGGAAGCGCAAGAGCCGGUGGGGGCCCGAGGGGGACAAGGUGGAGCUCCCACCCGCCGAGCUGGUGCAAAGGGACGUGGACGCCUCGCCCUCACCGCUGUCAGUUCAGGACCUCAAGGGGCUCGGCUACGAGAAGGGGAAGCCCGUGGGGCUGGUGGGCGUCACAGAGCUGUCGGACGCCCAGAAGAAGCAGCUGAAGGAGCAGCAGGAGAUGCAGCAGAUGUACGACAUGAUCAUGCAGCACAAGCGCGCAGUGCAGGACAUGCAGCUGCUGUGGGAGAAGGCGCUGCAGCAGCACCAGCACAGUUAUGACAGCGACGAGGAGGUGGACAGCGAGCUUGGCACCUGGGAGCACCAGCUGCGGCGCAUGGAGAUGGACAAGACGCGGGAGUGGGCCGAGCAGCUGACGAAGAUGGGCCGCGGCAAGCACUUCAUCGGAGACUUCCUGCCGCCCGACGAGCUGGAGAAGUUCAUGGAGACCUUCAAGGCCCUGAAGGAGGGCCGGGAGCCCGACUACUCGGAGUACAAGGAGUUCAAGCUGACGGUGGAGAACAUCGGGUACCAGAUGCUGAUGAAGAUGGGCUGGAAGGAGGGCGACGGGCUGGGCUCCGAGGGCCAGGGCAUCAAGAACCCCGUCAGCAAGGGCACUACCACAGUAGACGGCGCCGGCUUUGGCAUUGACCGACCGGCUGAGCUCUCCAAGGAGGACGACGAGUACGAGGCCUUCCGCAAGAGGAUGAUGCUGGCUUACCGCUUCCGGCCCAACCCCCUGAAUAACCCCAGGCGGCCUUACUACUGAGUAUCUCAAGAGAAACACAGACGUAUUUUCCAAGUGGUCGUUCCUGGACUGCGGAAUGUUCCAGCAUUCCUGCCUGCUCUCCUGUUGUCGCGAGUGUCGUGUUGUGCAUUAAAGUCCUGGAGCUCACCUGCUCGUGGCAGCCUGGUCCUGCCAGAACCCAGAA